AUGCCGAUUGUCGAAUUGUGGCUAUUGUGCCAAGGCCGGGAAGGAAAGGUAUUCUCGCACCCUACCGUCAGUUCUGUGUCGCUGUUUCCACCUUGUUUCCCACUCGUUUCCAGCGCCAAAUGUUGCCAACUCGCUAGAUAUCGGCAAGUGACUGAAACGCACACACCCGUGCAGAUUUUUUGUUCCCCCUACCCGGGGUGUCUGGGUCUCACCAGGACAGUCAGGAGCACCGCGGUCCUUCUACCCGUCAACAGUGAUAUCGCACGAAGACGCACGUGGUAUGGUGCCUCGGGUGCCCGCCCCAGCGUCAGUAUGGAAUCCGAUGACAGCACGUGCCCCGCACGUGACAUGCAGCACGCGUCUGUCGACCGCCGAGAACCCUUUUCGGCGCUCCGGGCUCCGGACCCAAGAACAAUCGCCCGUUGCUUUUGGCCGCAUCCGACCCUGUCAUCCGUCUUGGCCCACAAUGCUGUAUUUCUCGGCCAACGCAUUUCUUUUCUGCCAAUAACACCACGGUCAACACCUUCUGUCGCAGUUAUUUGGUGCCACGCGUGGCACAUGCUCUGCUCGUCGCGUGCUACCGUGUUAGUGAGCUCACAGUGGGUGUUAAUAAUUACUACUGCGUCCUGGGCGAAAUUGGCCGCCCAUGUGGGGAUCUAUAUGUCGUUUGGCGUGACACAUUUGCAUGCGUACGGAUGCAGAAAUACGCGUCGCGGACGUCUAAGCCCUGUAUCUCGUGCAGUGAAUGCACAUCAUGCGUCAGCCACGAGAGCUGUGCCGCAGACACCGCAAGAGAGCCUUUCCGGUAGUCCUGCGCAAAGUAUGCACAAAAGCGGGUGA
Molecule: messenger RNA, 840 nt
Organism: Lachancea dasiensis
Lineage: Eukaryota; Fungi; Ascomycota; Saccharomycetes; Saccharomycetales; Saccharomycetaceae
Source: the annotation of a GenBank genome assembly